AUGUCUGAAAUUGAUUAACUAUUUAAUUUUGUAAUCUAACAAAAAUAGUUUCCAAUUCAAAACAACUUGGUAAAUAAACAAAAAAGGAAAAAAUCAUUAAGAAAAUUGUGUAUUAUCGUGAAUCCUUAUAUCAAAUAUCGUUUAUUCCACCAUCAAUCGUUGUAUCUAACAAUAUUAAAUAAAUUGGCUAAUACCAUUUUUCCAUAGCUGAAGUUGAGACAAAAAUCCUAUUCAAAACUUAAUUAAAAAUUAUGUUGAAAUCAUCAUAACUGUCUCCUACUUGAGCAUCUGUUAAAGUUAACAUCACUGAUUAGUACGAUUUUAUAGCAGCACAGCAAGGAUUAGCCUGUUCAGAAAAUGGCUUUCUAUUGAACUAAAAUAUUGAAACAGACUUUAAGAUUGUUUAUACUCCUGCUUCUACAACCCUUGAAAAAUAAAUUAGAAUCAUUGAAGAAAAUGAAUUGUAGUAAAUCAUUGAUUUAAACUUUCAUUUUACAUUAUGA
Paramecium pentaurelia is the source of this 503-nucleotide messenger RNA. The record is from the annotation of a GenBank genome assembly. Lineage: Eukaryota; Ciliophora; Oligohymenophorea; Peniculida; Parameciidae.